ACAGGCCGGGGCGGGGAGGAGGUGGCCGCCUCUCGCCGCUCUGGCUUUCUUGGCUCCCCCGGUCCCGGAUGGUGACGGCGGCGCGGGGAGAUGCUGGACGGGGCGGCCCUGUCGAGGCACGCGUGGCGCCCGCAUGCUUUGCCCUGCGCGCCCUGGAACCCUUUGGGGCUGGAGUCUCCCGCGUCCCUGUCGCCGCGCGCCCUGCCUGCCGUGCCCGGGCCCGCACGCCAGGAGCGCGGCUCGCUCCGUGCUCCGCCCCGGAGACCAAAUGUACUGACGAUUUCGCGCGCUGUUUAAUUAGCUAGAAGUUCUAAUGUGGCGUUUUUAUGUUUUUAAUGCAGAGACCAGUAAUCCGUUAUGGAGCAUGCUAUUACCCCGUUGGAACCCCUGCUUCCCACUGGGAGUUUGAAAUACUGCCUUGUGAUUCUGAAUCAGCCUUUGGACAAAUGUUUUCGUCAUCUUUGGUGCAAAGCUCUUUUAAGAGCCUGUGCUGAUGGAGGUGCCAACCGCUUAUAUGACGUCACGGAAGGAGAGAGGGAAAGCUUUCUGCCUGAAUUCAUCAGUGGAGACUUUGAUUCUAUUAGGCCUGAAGUUAGAGAAUACUACGCCAUUAAGGGAUGUGAAAUUAUUUCAACUCCUGAUCAGGACCAUACUGACUUUACCAAGUGCCUUGAAGUGCUCCAAAAUAAGAUAGAAGGAAAAGACCUACAGGUAGAUAUGAUUGUGACCCUGGGAGGACUUGCUGGACGUUUUGACCAGAUUAUGGCGUCAGUGAGCACUUUGUUCCAAGCAACUCGAAUCACUCCUUUGCCAAUUAUAAUAAUCCAAGAGGAGUCUCUCAUCUAUCUGCUCCAGCCGGGAAAGCACAAAUUGCAUGUCGAUACUGGAAUGGAAGGUGAUUGGUGUGGCCUCAUUCCUGUUGGACAGCCAUGCAAUCAGGUUACGACAACAGGCCUAAAGUGGAACGUCAAAUACUGUUCUUCAUGCCUUCCUAUCUUCCGAUGGAUCUCCCACAUCGUAUCAUUUGAGUCUCAGCUAAGAUGUUACUUCUUCAUGGAGACUGUUUCUCCAAAUCAUAGGAUUAGUUUCGGAACACUGGUCAGCACUUCCAAUACCUACGAUGGAUCUGGUGUUGUGACUGUGGAAACAGACCAUCCCCUCCUCUGGACCAUGGCCAUCAAAAACACCCAUGACUGACCUCCACAGCUGUGCCUCUGACCUCAUUUGCCAACAACUUCAUGCUCCACAAGAACAGUUCACCUUGGUUGGCAGGAAUCUAAACCUGUCCCUGAGAAGCCUGCUAGUUUUAAAUAUGUUUAAAUAUGUUAUAUUCAUAAACAUUAUGAAUGACAGAUCUCAAUUGUACAGUGACGGGGGGAAAUCAUUAUUUCUUAAGAAAGUAAAUUACACUCAGUUGGAAAACUAAUGUGGAUUAUUCCACUCUAAAAUUCAGGACUGAUCAUUCUUAUGUUAUUAAUCAUUCCAUGUAUCCUAGAAAACUGUUGGCUUUUAUUUUUGCGGUACGCGGGCCUCUCACUGUUGUGGCCUCUCCCGUUGCGGAGCACAGGCUCCGGACGCGCAGGCUCAGCGGCCAUGGCUCACGGGCCCA
Aethalodelphis obliquidens (Pacific white-sided dolphin) is the source of this 1609-nucleotide messenger RNA. It is a transcript of the gene TPK1, whose product is annotated as thiamin pyrophosphokinase 1. Gene Ontology annotation, molecular function: ATP binding; thiamine binding; thiamine diphosphokinase activity. Gene Ontology annotation, biological process: thiamine metabolic process; thiamine diphosphate biosynthetic process. Bases 358 to 1197 code for a protein of 279 amino acids. The record is from RefSeq and is a predicted model, not a curated record. The transcript is spliced from 9 exons. Lineage: Eukaryota; Metazoa; Chordata; Mammalia; Artiodactyla; Delphinidae.